Molecule: messenger RNA, 2305 nt
Organism: Onthophagus taurus
Lineage: Eukaryota; Metazoa; Arthropoda; Insecta; Coleoptera; Scarabaeidae
Gene: ZnT49B
Product: solute carrier family 30 member 9
Biological process (GO): zinc ion transport; transmembrane transport; intracellular zinc ion homeostasis
Cellular component (GO): membrane; endoplasmic reticulum
Molecular function (GO): monoatomic cation transmembrane transporter activity
Source: RefSeq, a predicted model, not a curated record
GUUUCCUGUAAUUAAAAGUCAUAAUUAUGUAGUGUCUGAUUUUGACGUUUUUGACAAGUUGUAAUAGAGGUUAUGUGAAUUUCUCAAGUGGGAUUUUUCUAAAAAAUAUAUAUUGCGAUAAUAACAACUUAAUAAUUGAUGAAAAUGUGUGAUGGAGGGUAGAAAAAGCGUUGAACUACAAAUCUACAAGUAAAUCGUUCAAAAUCAGUCAUCGAGUUAUGUUUAUUUGUGACAUAACCUCACAAAGUAAUUUUCUACUAAAAUACUAAAAUCGUAUAAAAGAAAAUGUUGACGAGGUCUUGUUUUCGAAUUAAACACAUUUGUCAGAAAGCCCCUUUAUUUUAUAAUCGAUUUUAUGUAGCUAAAAGAAAGUUAUCUACAUUCGAACAAAAUCAAUUACUGGGUCCUAACAAAGAUUUAGGGUUUAUUAGAACAUUCGUUUGGUCAAAAAUUUUAUCGAUUAGUGAUAAAAAUGAUAAUAACAAUAAAAAAGGUUGCUCAAGAAAUGAGGUUGAAGAGAAUGUUAAAAAGACACCUAUAUUACAAGUGAUAUCAGUUAACGUUAAGGAUAAAGAAGGUAUUCCUGUUGAAAAACCCCGAGAAGUUACAUUAGAAGGGGUAGAAGAAAAGAAUUUAAACACCGGAGCAACUUGUGUUCCAAAAACUUUAAAAGAAAAAAUCGUUGAAAAAUUAGGCGAAAAUAAAUCAGAAGUUAAAGAAAAAGCAGCUUUAAAAGCCGAAAAGAAACGAAAACGCGUUGAUUUCACAGUUUCGUCACUUGAAAGAAACUUUAUUACCCCAUUUAGAGCUAUGUCUGAUUUCUUAUUAAAACCGUCGGAUUUAGAAACCCUUCCAAAAACAAAACGAAGAUCCCCAUACGAAAGAGAACCCCCUAUUACGGUCUAUUGGAGGAAAGAUGUCGAAGCAAAAGCAUUAGAAGUAUGGGGAUCAAGGGAUAAUUUACUAAAAGAACAAUUAAAAAGGGAUAUUGAAAAGAAAAAAUAUCAACAAAAUAUUUUUACUGUUAAAAGGAGAUUAAGAGAUUAUCGGCGAGAAAUGGGUCGCUCUGUUGAAGCUGCUGAACUUGAAUCUGGAUUAAUGGGACGUUCUGGAAGAGUUGUAUUACUUGCAGUGGCUAUUAACACAACUAAUUUUCUUUUUAAACUUGGAGCUUGGAUCUUAACCGGAUCUCAUAGUAUGUUCUCAGAAUGCAUUCAUUCUUUGGCAGAUACAAUAAAUCAACUUAUAUUAGCUUAUGGAAUUCAUAAAUCAGUUCAGCAUGCUGAUGUUACACAUCCUUAUGGUUAUUCGAAUAUGAGGUAUGUAGCUUCUUUAAUAUCUGGAGUUGGAAUUUUUUGCGUUGGAACUGGAUUAUCGAUUUAUCAUGGAAUUUCUGGACUUGUUGACCCUCAUGCUAUUGAUGAUUUAUUCUGGGGAUACUGCGUUUUGGGUGGUUCUCUUCUUUCUGAAGGGGCAACUCUUCUCGUAGCUCUUCUAUCAAUAAAAAAAGGUGCUAGAGAAAGUAACAUGUCUUUAGGAGAUUACAUUCUACGCGGCCAAGAUCCGAGUGUUAAUGUGGUUUUAUUAGAAGAUGCCGCCGCGGUUAUUGGAGUUCUUGUAGCCGCAUCUUGUAUGGGUGUCUCUUCCGUUAUAAACAGCGCAAUCCCGGAUGCUAUUGGAUCGCUGUUAAUUGGGUGCAUUUUGGGAACUGUCGCUUCAUUUAUUAUUUAUACAAAUGUUGCAGCUUUAGUAGGAAGAUCAAUACCUCAACAUCAAUUAGAUAAAAUUAAUGCGGAAUUAGAAGCUGAUGUAAUGAUACGGGCGAUACAUGACGUUAAAGGGAUCGACAUGGGUAAUUAUUUAGUUAGGUAUAAAGCAGAAUUGGAUUUUGACGGUAGGGAAUUGACAAGAGCUUAUUUGGAUAAACAGGAUCUCAACGUUUUGUUAGAGGAAGUCAAAAGUUUUCAAAACAUCGAUCAGUUAGAAGAAUUUAUGUUGAAACAUGGGGAAACGAUAGUUGAUAUGAUGGGUGGGGAAAUAGAUAGGAUAGAAAUGAAAUUAAGGAAAAACCAUCCCGAAAUAAGACACUGUGAUUUGGAAAUUCUAUAAAUAAAAAAACAAAAAAAAAAUAAAUAAUAACAGGAAUAAAUAGGAUUUUAACUUGUAAGCUUUACCUUAAUUUUCCUUUUUUUUUUAGUUUGUAAAUAAUUAUUUAUACUUAAUUUUUUUUUAAGUAGCGAAAUCAAUCUUUAUAUUUAUGAAUCUAACUUUAAAUUUAUCGCAAAAAUAAAUUAAAUGGAGAAUU